Molecule: messenger RNA, 647 nt
Organism: Drosophila pseudoobscura
Lineage: Eukaryota; Metazoa; Arthropoda; Insecta; Diptera; Drosophilidae
Gene: Mgstl
Product: Microsomal glutathione S-transferase-like
Exons: 2
Coding region: 113-571 (152 amino acids)
Cellular component (GO): membrane
Source: RefSeq, a predicted model, not a curated record
GCACGAAUGCUCUCAAAACUUGAACUUUCACGGCGCGCUACAGACCUGACAAACGAACCGACCGGCAGAAAAUAAUCUAAUAAUCUAAAAUAAAACUAGAAUCAAGUGAAAGAUGGCCGGCGUUGUGGAGCUACUCAGCCUUAAUAAUCCCGUGUUCAAGAGCUAUGUGUUCUGGGCCGGCGUUCUGGUCAUCAAAAUGCUGCUCAUGAGCCUCCUCACGGCCGUGCAGCGCUUCAAGACGAAGACCUUUGCCAAUCCCGAGGAUCUGAUGUCGCCCAAGCUGAAGGUCAAAUUCGACGAUCCCAAUGUGGAACGUGUGCGCCGCGCCCAUCGCAACGAUCUGGAGAACAUUGUGCCCUUUUUCAUCAUCGGCCUGCUCUAUACGCUGACGAAUCCCAGCGUCUUCCUGGCCGUCAAUCUCUUCCGCGCCGUGGGCAUUGCCCGCAUUGUCCACACCAUCGUCUAUGCUGUGGUCGUGGUGCCACAGCCAUCCCGCGCGCUCGCCUUCUUUGUGGCCCUCGGUGCCACCGUGUACAUGGCUCUACAGGUCAUCCUGGCGGCUGCUUUUUAAUUAUUAGAUUUAAACACAGCAAAUUGUUAAUGUUAUAUUUUUUAUACAUAAAUUCACAUGCAAAAUGCUACAUAUA